Molecule: messenger RNA, 1683 nt
Organism: Kazachstania africana CBS 2517
Lineage: Eukaryota; Fungi; Ascomycota; Saccharomycetes; Saccharomycetales; Saccharomycetaceae
Gene: ETP1
Product: Etp1p
Exons: 1
Coding region: 1-1683 (560 amino acids)
Biological process (GO): protein ubiquitination; Ras protein signal transduction
Cellular component (GO): cytoplasm
Molecular function (GO): ubiquitin protein ligase activity; zinc ion binding
Source: RefSeq, a predicted model, not a curated record
AUGAAUUUUGAAUAUAAAUUAGUGAUAACGGUAUCGACAGACAUUCAGGUAACUAAUUCCUUUGGGUUGUUUCAAGAUACUGAUUUCAAGCUAUCGGAAGAAGAACAAGAAGAAGAUAGACAAACAAGCUCCAAAUUCAAAUUUAACGAUUGGAGAGAAACAGACUGGUUUAUUCAUUUCACAAAUCUGAAAACUUUUAACAACAAAAUGAUUACUGGUGAUAAAGAUUUGAUUACCUCCAAGUAUCUGGGUCAUGGUAUCAUCAAGCUAUUUAAAUCGAUUAAUGAUGGCAAUGAUGAUGGUGCCAAGAGUAAAGAUGAAGACAUUUUGACCAUUCCUGGCGACGACACUAUGGUUUGUAUUCUUUUCGUUCCAACUUAUUUUACUGUCCAUGAUCUUCUUCACUAUUAUAUAGGUGAUGAUAUUAUAAACAAUCAAAUAUCGAACUUUAGGAUCUUAAAGAACUUGAAUGACGUUAAAAUGGGGUUUAAUUUUAUGGUACUAAUGAAAUUUAAAGAUCCUUUGAUGGCAAAAACAUUUAAAGAUAAAUUCAAUGGUAAAUCAUUCAGUAAGAUUGAUCCUGAAAAAUGCCAUGUUAUUUCCAUAAAAGAGAUUGUAUUCAAAAAAAAUUUGUUUAUAAAUGAUGCUAAAGAUUUUCCUUACUUAUUAACAGAUCCAUUCACUACAACUAAACUGGCGACAGAUGUAGAAUUACCGACUUGUCCCGUUUGUUUAGAGAGGAUGGACUCAGAAACGACAGGACUGAUUACGAUCCCUUGUCAACAUACUUUCCAUUGUCAAUGUCUUGAUAAAUGGAAAAAUUCGCAAUGCCCUGUGUGCCGGUAUUCAAGUUUUAGAAUUAGUAGAGAUUCUUUAUUGAAACAGGUUGGGAAUUCUGCACAUUGUGAAGAUUGUAAUUCAAAUGAUAAUCUUUGGAUAUGUCUAAUUUGUGGGAAUAUAGGCUGCAGUCGGUACAAUUUGAAGCAUGCGAUAAGUCAUUAUGAAACUACGUCUCAUUGUUUUGCAAUGGACAUGAAGACUCAAAGAGUUUGGGACUAUGCAAGUGAUAAUUAUGUUCAUAGAUUAGUACAAAAUGAAGUAGAUGGUAAAUUAGUAGAAAUCACUGGGAAUCCGACACUUUUAGGGUCAUCGUCAUCUUCCGCUAAAGAUCAUGAAGAUUAUUCAUUAGCAUCAAAUUUUUUAAGGAACAAAGAAUACCAUUUAGAAUACGUGCAAGUUCUAAUAUCUCAGUUGGAAUCACAACGAGAAUAUUAUGAGACAAAACUAAGCGAAAAGGAAAAUGAUAGCAAGAUCGAUGAUCUAACGAGAGAUCUCGAUCACUUAAAAUUGAGGUUCAAAGAAUCUGAGUUGAAAAAAAAUAUCAAUGAAGUUAAAUUGAAUAAUGAAGCCAAAGAGAAUAAACUAAUUAUUCGUGGUCUUCAAGAUAACUUGGAUCACUUGGAGAAACAGAAUGAUCUUCUUCGAAGGCAGAAUGAAUCCUUAGUUGCUGAGAAAAAUGAUCUGAAUGAUCAGGUUAAAGACCUUAUGUUUUACUUGGAGACUCAAGAAAAGUUUAAAGACGCAUCGGAGGAAGAUAAAAACGGAACUGUAAUAAUCCAGCAGCCGCCAGCAUCGAGUAGUAAAUCUAAGAAAAAAAGACCUAAGAGCAACAAGAAGAAGUGA